GCGUGUAAAGCUGCGGCUGCAGGAGUAUUGUGAUCACUUAGUCAGGCAUGGACAGGGAGGCAAAGAAUGGAGGCACAGGCAGAGAGAUGCAGGCUGAGCCCAUGCUGGAUUCCCUGGACAUGGCAGAAGAACCAGUGACAGCUCCUCAGAGCAGAAAGAAGAAGAAAUCCAGCAAGUGGAAAGUUCUCUCCCUGGUAAUCUGUGUGUGCAUAUUAACCGCUAUCCUAGGGUGCAUAUUUGGACUUAAGCCAAGCUGCUCUAGAGAAGUGAAUAGCUGCAAAAAUCGCUGCUUUGAGCGUAAGUUCGGGAGCUGCCGCUGCGAUGCUGCCUGUGUUGGACUUGGAAACUGCUGUCUAGAUUAUGAGGAUCUAUGUAUUAAACCAGCUCACCUUUGGACAUGUGACAAAUUAAGAUGUGGAGAGAAAAGACUUCCCAGCAGUCUGUGCUGCUGUUCUGAUGACUGCAAGGACUCAAACGAUUGCUGUGUUAAUUAUGAUGCCGUUUGCAGAGGAAACAAGAGCUGGGUAGAAGAGAAAUGUGAGGAUAUCCAAACACCACUCUGCCCAGCUGGGUUCUCUAAGCCUCCAGUCAUCUUAUUUUCAUUGGAUGGGUUUAGAGCAGAGUACUUACAAACAUGGGGUGGCCUUCUUCCAGUUAUCAGUAAGUUAAAGCAAUGUGGAACAUAUACGCGUUCUUUACGUCCGGUAUAUCCAUCAAAAACCUUUCCCAACCAUUAUAGUAUUGUAACAGGUCUCUACCCAGAAUCACAUGGGGUUGUGGACAACAAAAUGUAUGAUCCUCACCGGAAUGCCUUUUUCACAUUAAGAAGCGCUGAGAAGUUUCAUCCCUCAUGGUACCAAGGAGAACCUGUAUGGAUAACUGCCAUGAACCAAGGGUUAAAGACUGCCACUUUCUUCUGGCCUGGAUCGGAUACAAAGAUUAAAGGAUCAUAUCCAAAUAUUUAUAAAGAGUACAAUGGAUCAGUACCUUUUGAAACUAGAGUCAUGUCUAUUCUAAAAUGGUUGCAGCUACCUGAAGAAAUUAGACCACACUUUUACACUCUGUAUUUAGAAGAACCAGAUUCAUCAGGACACUGGCAUGGUCCAGUCAGCUCUGCAGUGAUAAAAGCCCUCACAGAUGUAGACCGAAUUGUAGGAAUGUUGAUGGAUGGACUUAAACAAAUGAAUUUAGACAAAUGUGUUAAUCUCUUGCUUCUGUCUGACCAUGGCAUGGAGGAAUCGCGUUGUGAAAAUAUUGCUUAUCUAACAUCUUACAUAAACUCCUCUAAUGAUUUCAUUGUGGUAAAUGGACCAGCAGCACGUCUGAGACCUGUGCAAUUACCAGAUGCGUAUUUCUCUUUUGACUAUGCAGAGCUUGCAAAGAACCUAUCAUGUAGAAAACGUGAUCAGCACUUCAAGCCAUUUCUGAAGCAAUACUUACCAAAACGCUUACACUUUGCCAACAAUGAUAGAAUUGAGUCGCUUCACUUUUACUGUGAUCCAAAAUGGCAAGUUGCAAAGUCACCGGACGAGGUAAAAGUAUGCAAAGGUGGUUUUCAUGGUUCUGAUAACCUGUUCAAGAGUAUGCAGGCUCUGUUUAUUGGAUAUGGGUCUAAGAUAAAGCAUGGCAUAGAAGUGCCGCCAUUUGAGAAUAUAGAAAUCUAUAAUUUGUUGUGUGACUUGUUAGACAUUGAACCUGCACCCAAUAAUGGAACCCAUGGAAGUCUUAACCAUUUACUUAAGCAGACAGUUUAUGAGCCCUCCUUGCCAAAAGAGCUGUCUGAGCCUUUCCAAUGCUCUGUUAUCCAUGGGGCCAAGGUGAACAGUUUUGGUUGUUCUUGUGACUCACUGACAGAAGCUGGAUAUAAAAAACUAUUAACACUCACUCCUCAACAAGAAUCUGACACUAAAAAGUUUAAUCUGCCAUAUGGACGGCCACUGGUUUUGCAAAAUAGCAGCUAUUGCAUCUUGUACCAUAAUAAAUAUGUGAGUGGUUUCAGUUACAAUAUAAAGAUGCCAUUGUGGAGUUCAUACACACUACAUAAAAAUGAACUUGUGCCAGCCUCUGUGGAAAAUGAUUCAUGUAUAUUUGUGGAUGUUCGAAUCCCACAAGGACAAAGUCAAAGUUGUCAAUAUUACCGUGACCAUCAAUCUCUAAAAUUUGGAUUUCUUUUCCCUCCAAGCCUCAAAAGAUCUUCUAAAGAUGAUGGUUAUUCAGGACUUACAACCAGCAACAUGAUUCCAAUGUAUCCUGCAUUUCAAGGGGUAUGGGAAUAUUUUCAUGAAAUUCUAUUGGCAAAAUAUACAAAACAGAAGAAUAGUAUUAAUGUCAUCAGUGGUCCAGUAUUUGACUAUAAUUUUGAUGGGCGAUAUGACACUGUGGAGCAAAUUAAACAGAUGGUACAGGAUUCGGGUGUCUACCUCCCAACUCACUACUUUAUAAUUUUGACAAGCUGCAAGAAUUCUUCCGAGACUCCUGAGCAAUGUUCUAGCCCUAUGGAGGUCAUAUCUUUCAUUGUACCACACAGAGAAGACUACAGUGAAAGCUGUGCUGAGCAUAAAGAAUUCACAUGGAUUGAAGAACUUUUCCAGUUGCAUGUAGCCCGUGUGAAGGACAUUGAACUUCUUACUGCUCUCAGUUUCUUUCAUAACACAAAUUUCUCUGUUUCUGAAAUUUUACAGCUCAAAACAUUUCUUCGUAUUUAUUUAUGAGCAUUUUAAGCCCAAGUAGUAUGUUUUGUAUUAUAAAAUUCAAGUAUCUAUAUCCCCAAACCACCUCUCGUUAUAGCUUAUCACAGAAUACAUUGGGGGUAAAAAAUCUGCAUUUUACUGCGGUCUUAGAUACCCUCUUCACUGCUGAAGGAUGCAUCAAAUUUAUGACUAGGUACAGGCCUCAU
Messenger RNA from Bufo bufo (common toad), 2896 nucleotides. RefSeq names its product ectonucleotide pyrophosphatase/phosphodiesterase 1 (gene ENPP1). The transcript has 25 exons. Gene Ontology annotation, cellular component: cell surface. NCBI's taxonomy places the organism in Eukaryota, Metazoa, Chordata, Amphibia, Anura, Bufonidae. Gene Ontology annotation, molecular function: dinucleotide phosphatase activity; metal ion binding; nucleic acid binding. The record is from RefSeq and is a predicted model, not a curated record. The coding region runs from base 48 to 2711 and encodes 887 amino acids. Gene Ontology annotation, biological process: inorganic diphosphate transport; nucleoside triphosphate catabolic process; regulation of bone mineralization.